Neocloeon triangulifer is the source of this 1484-nucleotide messenger RNA. Its product is annotated as galactose mutarotase-like. The record is from RefSeq and is a predicted model, not a curated record. NCBI's taxonomy places the organism in Eukaryota, Metazoa, Arthropoda, Insecta, Ephemeroptera, Baetidae. Gene Ontology annotation, molecular function: aldose 1-epimerase activity; carbohydrate binding. Gene Ontology annotation, biological process: beta-D-galactose catabolic process via UDP-galactose, Leloir pathway; glucose metabolic process. The transcript is spliced from 7 exons. Bases 74 to 1249 code for a protein of 391 amino acids.
ACCUUAACAUAGUACCACUAGGUGCCGCUUCGAGCAAGGUCGACAGACUGACCCCGCAGUUACCAACGAGCGAAUGUGCACCGAACCGGAGAGGCGGAGAACGCCAAGGCGAGCCUCGGCAUUGUUUUGGUUCUUCAAAAUGAGCGCCACGGGACCAAGAAUCGAGGAGGACUCGUUCGGCACCUUCUUCGACGAGGAGCUGAAGACGUCUGUGCCCGUCCGCAGGUUCACACUCACCAACAGUCGCAAUGUCUGCGUGCAAAUCAUCAAUUACGGUGCCACGAUCACCAAUAUCAUCGUGCCAGAUAAAAACGGCAUCUUUGCUGACAUUAAUCUCGGGUUCGAUAACAUGGAAGGUUACACCAAAAAUUGGGUUAAUCCGUACUUUGGCGCCGUUGUUGGCCGCGUGGCUAAUCGAAUAGGCAAAGCGCAGUUCAGUAUUAAGGGACAAACUUUUCAUGUGUCAAAAAAUAUUGGAGAAAAUCAUCUGCAUGGAGGUUUCAAAGGCUUUGAUAAAAAAAUUUGGGACGCGAACGUGGAAGGCGUGAAAGUGACCUUCUCAUAUGUGAGCAAAGACGGGGAAGAGGGUUACCCUGGAAGUGUGCUGGUUGCUGCCACUUAUUCUCUCAGUGAGGCCUCUGAGCUGCUUCUUGAAAUGACUGCAACUACCACUAAACCCACCCCUGUUAAUCUCACCAACCACGCUUACUUUAAUCUUGCAGGGCAUGAAAAAGGACAGGAGGGAUUGAAUGAGCACAAGGUGCAAAUAAAUGCCAGUUUUUACACACCAACAGUUGACUCCAUCCCAACAGGUGAAAUCAAGCCUGUAGCGGGCACAACCUACAAUUUAACAGUGCCAAAACUACUGAAAGAGGUUUUGCCUUGGACACCGGAUGAUGGUUUUGACCUUAAUUACUGCGUGAAUACGUCCAAACCACCAACCAUCGUUUUAGUUGCCAAAGUCACUCAUCCACCGAGCGGGCGUCUUUUGGAAGUUUACUCGGACCAGCCAGGAGUGCAGUUUUACUCAAGCAACAAUUUGCCCAGCGAGAAUAUCCUGCAGGGAAAGGGAGGCUGUUUUUACACCAAGCACGGCGCUUUUUGCCUCGAAACGCAGAAUUAUCCUGAUGCGGUCAACCACGUAAACUUCCCAAAAGCUGUGCUCCUGCCUGGAGAGACGUACAGACACAACGUUAAGUAUUACUUUGGGAUUCAAACUGAAGAACAAGGAUCUUGCACUAUUGCGUAAAAAAAUAAAAAUAUAAAAAAAACUUUGAAUAGUAACAACAGAAAAAAAUAAUUCUGUUGAAAUUUAACAGUGAAAUUUAUUUAAUAUUUUAAUGUUUAAUAAAUUUAUAAUUAAUUAAGGUGGUUCCAAAGCCUAAUAGCCUGAAUUGUUAACCAGUGAAUAAAUGACGCUAGUUAAAUUGUAAUUGUUAACUUUUUGUUAUAAAAUUAAAUAAAAUAAAGCUCUAUUGCUUGAA